Oncorhynchus nerka (sockeye salmon) is the source of this 4305-nucleotide messenger RNA. RefSeq names its product solute carrier family 26 member 6-like. The record is from RefSeq and is a predicted model, not a curated record. Gene Ontology annotation, cellular component: plasma membrane. Gene Ontology annotation, biological process: transmembrane transport. Lineage: Eukaryota; Metazoa; Chordata; Actinopteri; Salmoniformes; Salmonidae. Gene Ontology annotation, molecular function: secondary active sulfate transmembrane transporter activity; oxalate transmembrane transporter activity; chloride transmembrane transporter activity. The transcript has 19 exons. The coding region runs from base 232 to 2583 and encodes 783 amino acids.
GAUACAGCCAGGAGUACACUCAGUCUAGCUUGGAACAUAGAGUAGCUUUUUUUGUACCUCUUAUCAGGGUGUUUGACAGUUUGUUGAUAAUUGUGAGACCUCUGUUGUUUUGGAACAAGACUCUGUACACUGUUUCAGACUAGAAGGACAGACAAAGAGACAUAGACAGAAAGAAAAGAGAGAGACACACAAAGCAAUAAACACACAGACAUUCAGUGUUGGAAGACAGCCAUGGGAGUUGAGGAGCAGAGGGCUGGGGAGUUUUACGUGGAGAGGGAUGUUAUGAACGAGCUAUGCUUGGACAAGUUGGCCAGAAGACGGACUCACUCCACCAGACCUCCCCUGAAGGAACGGGUGAAAGAUUCCCUCAGGUGUUCAGUGCCCAAGCUGAAGCGUUCUGUGCUGAGCUUUAUACCUAUCCUGUCAUGGCUGCCUCGUUACUCAGUGAGACAAGACGCACUGGGAGACCUCAUAUCUGGCAUAAGCGUUGGCAUCAUGCACCUGCCUAUGGGUUUGGCCUAUGCUCUGCUGGCCUCUGUGCCCCCAGUGUAUGGCCUCUACACUUCCUUCUACCCUGUACUCACGUACUGCAUCUUUGGCACCUCCAGACACAUCUCCAUAGGCACAUUUGCUGUGACCAGCAUCAUGAUAGGCACCACAACAGAGAGGCUGGCCCCAAACAGUAACUUCAUGACUCUAAAUGGAACCAAUGGGACUCAAGUUCUAGAUGUAGUAGCCCGGGAUGCCUUAAGAGUACAGAUAGCAGCCAGCACCACUUUUCUGAGUGGGAUCUUUCUGUUUCUGCUGGGCAUGAUUCGGUUUGGUUUUGUGGUGACGUUCCUGUCAGAUCCCCUGGUACGUGGUUACAUGACAGGAGCAGGUAUACAGGUGGUACUUUCCCAACUCCCAAGCCUCUUUGGGAUCCGCGUUGGACGCUUCUCCGGACCUCUGUCUCAGGUCUAUCUCCUAAUAGAUAUCUUUAGACAUCUGCCAGAGACUAACAUUGCGGCCGUGGUGGUAACUCUAGUGGCCUUGGCGGUCCUCAUAGCGGUCAAAGAACUCAACAUUUACUUUGAGAAGAAAAUGCCUGUGCCCGUUCCAAUAGAACUCAUAACGAUCAUAGUAGCAACACUUAUCUCUUACUACUGCAAACUGAGCAGCCUAUACAAAGUGGCCGUCAUCGGACAGAUCCCCAAAGGACUACAGCCUCCCAGUUCACCUGACGUUAGUCUGUGGGGUUCUAUAGUUGGUGACGCAUUCGCAGUUGGCAUAGUGGGAUAUGCCGUUAACAUCUCCUUGGGAAAAAUCUUUGGCCAAAAACACGGCUACACUGUGGACAGCAACCAGGAGAUGGUGGCUGUUGGUCUCUGUAACAUAGUGGGAGGAUUCUUUCAAUGCCACGUUGUUGCCGCUUCUCCGCCCCGUACCCUCCUCCAGGAUAGCACUGGGGGCAAGACACAGGUUGUGGGGAUGAUUUCUUCAGUACUUGUGCUGAUCUUCAUUCUGCAACUGGGGACACUGUUUGAGGAGCUACCCAAGGCUGUCCUGGCCUGUAUAGUGCUUGUGAACCUGAGAGGCCUUUUUAUGCAGUUUAAAGACAUUCCUGAACUCUGGAAGAGCAAUAAGUUUGACCUGCUGGUGUGGUUGGUAACUCUGGUGUGUACUGUCUUGCUGAACCUGGACCUCGGCCUAGCUGCAUCCAUCGGCUUCUCUAUGCUCACUGUCAUCUUCAGAACACAACUGCCGAGGUACUCUAUCCUGGGGCAUGUUCCUGGGACUGAGCUCUACCUGGAUACAGAAACAUAUGAGGAGGCUAAAGAGAUACCAGGUAUCACCAUCUUCCGUUCCUCCACCACAAUGUACUAUACCAACGCUCAGCUAUACCUGGACGCACUGCAGGAGAAGAGUGGAAUUGACAUUGGAAUGCUGCUGAUGAAAAAGAAGAAAAGAGACACUGAAGAAAAGAGAAAAGACGAGAAAGAAAAAAACAAAGCCAAAAAAGAGGCAAAAAAGAAUGGUGUGAAUGGAUGCCUACCCAACAAUACAGUCCAUCCAGAUGACAAGAGGGAUGAAGAGAAAGGUUCCCCAGACCUGAAAUUGAACCAGACAGCCAUUGCCCUAGUUGACCGACCCAUCAACGGACAGGUGAACUGGGGUUUUGAGCAGCAAGGUAACCGGUUCGACCAGGACUCUAAAACUGAUAUUCAUGGCGAUGAUCACAUGACCCAGAUGUCCAGUACCGGAAGAGAUGGAGAGAUGGGGAGGACCUCCGUCAACAACACACACACCAUCAUCCUGGACCUAUCCACAGCCAACUUUGCUGACACGGCCACUGUGAAGACACUGAAAAAUAUAUUCCUAAACUACAGAAAGAUUGACAUUGACAUUUAUUUAACUGGAUGCCAAGUCUGUGUGGUGGAGCAGUUAUCGAGUGCAGGCUUCUUCUCUGAGUCCAUCCCUAAAAGCUGUCUGUUCACUACGAUCCACGACGCGGUGCUACACAGCCUCCAACUGCAUGGGGCCUCAGGCGUACCCAUCAUCUACGAGUAUGCUCUGGACUUGACCUGCACUACCAAGAUGUAACCAACAGGGAUCACUUUGUUCCCCUUCCACUCCACCUUCAUCUGCCUGGCUUCCCAUUGGUUCCCCUCACCUCUUUCCUCUCCGUGAAAGACAAUGCACCACCGUGUGUGUUUUGCCGGUUGGACCAAGGCAGUUCCCCCUUCAUGUUAUGUUAAAUAACUAAACACAAAAUACCUCCCCGAAAUAAAACUAUAAAACUCCCCAAUAUAUUUGUCAGCCACCUAAGAUGUGUCGUCUAGUCAGCAGUUCACUUCACCUCCCCAUCCCCGUCCCUCCCUUUAAUCCAUUCCUCCUAGGGCCAGUGUGUCCCAGACAGUAGUAUGUCCUGUACGUCAGGGGCCUUCUCCCAUAUAUAUAUACACAUACACACACAUACAUACAUAUAUAUACAUACAUAUAUAUAUAUACAUACACACACAUACAUAUAUAUAUACACACACACAUACAUAUAUAUAUAUACAUACAUACAUAUAUAUAUAUACAUACACACACACACACACACAUAAAUAUACUUAUAUAUUUAUAUACAUACACACAGUUCCAGUCAAAAGUUUGGACACACUCAUUCAAGGCUUAUUCUUAAUUUUUACUAUUUUCUACAUUGUAGAAUAAUAGUUAAGACAUAAAAACUAUGGAAUCAUGUAGUAACCAAAAACGUGUUAAAUCAAAAUAUGUUUAACAUUUGAAUUUCUUCAAAGUAGCCACCCUUUGCCUUCAUGGCACACUCUUGGCAUUCUCUCAACCAGCUUCAUGAGGUAGGCACCUAGCAUGCAUUUCAAUUAACAGUUGUGCCUUGUUAAAAGUUAAUUUGUGUAAUUUAUUUCAUUCUUCAUACAUUUGAGCCAAUCAGUUGUGUUUUAAAAAAUAAAGAAAAACCCUUGAAUGAGUAAGUGUCCAAACUUUAGACUGGUACUGUAUAUAUAUAUAACACCCUUGCCUUUCAUGAACAAACACUCACACUUGCCUUUUUUUCUCUUUUUGCACUGACUUUGCUGAUAGCUACUUUGAGGAAAAAUGUACUUACUCUCACUGAGAUGUGGUUGUCCCACCUAGCUAUCUUAAGAUGAAUGCACUAAUGGUCAGUUGCUCUGUAUAACAUUGUCUGCUAAAUUACUAUAAUAAAAUUGGCUCUAGCUAACUCCUCUGUCUCUCAUAAGCUAGGGUUAUACGGUUUCAAUACCAAGGGGAAACAUACAAUGGGUAAUUUCUUAGGCCUCAUUGCUGAUUUUGAAAAUUAUGUAAAUCAUGGUAGUUCAAUAUCCACUGAAUGAGUAUGAAUAGCAGCUAUUCACUCUUAUCCAAAGGUGUUUCUAUCAUAUCACUGACAACUUUAGCAUUUUAGCAACAACACAGCAUCCUUCUCCUAAUCCAGCUAACGUUAGCCACAACAAAUUGGAAUUUGUAACAUAUCAUACAGUCCAGGUUGGCAUCACGUAGCCUUGAGCCACAUCUAUACAUUGUGUAUUUCAGGGUCAAAUGGAGUAUAGUUCUUCCCUAGUUUGAACACUGUUAUAGAGCUAAUCUCUUUGUAUCUUCCUAAAGAGGAUGUGAAUAAUUCAUGUUAAUGUGCAUUUUGAACAUUUUACUAAAUUGUUCAUUUCCUGAUCUACUUUGAAUACGAUUUGUAAUUUUCUAGCAUUGAUCGAACACACACUCCAAUAUCUUAAAGUCAAAAUUCUUGUUUGAGUACAUGGCUAAAUAAACUUGAGUAAAAUGAGCAGA